GUGUACGGACCGCAAAACAGCGAGAGCAGAGAGAGGGAGAGAGAGAGAGAAAGGGAUAGAGAGAGUGAGGAAGAAUAAAACCGAUUUUGGCUGAAAGAGAUGGACAGAGUGUAGUGUUUUCCUCCAUCUUUACAGUAGUUACGUCUGUCUUUGUGUCUCUGUGGUGGACAGACGCUCAGUCUUUGUGUUUGCUGUUUUCUCCCUGGUUCCUUGGAUGCUGAAGGAUUGAUGGGGAUGGAGAUACAACACAGUCACCCAGCGCUGCUGUACACCUGGACGCAAGAGCGCCACUGACAGAGGUCUGUUGACAGAGUGGGUGGACAGAAGAACAGAAGUGUCCACAGCAGUGAACGUCCUCUGUGUGGCUGUAAGGAGAACCAUCUAGCCAAUCAGGAGAGGUGAGAGGCAAGGCCGGCCAAUCGUUGGGGGAGAGAUGUUGGGGCAGGGCGGCCAUGUGACCCUGGUUCACAUGUCAAUAUUGCUGCUACUGUGGAGCAAAGCAGCACCCAUUGAAGUCCCACAAGACCCAAAGAUCCUGCAAGACCUAAAGCAGCCCCCCACUAUAGUCAAACAGUCAGUAAAGGACUACAUUGUCGACCCCAGGGAUAACAUCAUCAUCGAGUGUGAGGCCAAGGGCAACCCAGUGCCAACGUUCUCAUGGCGAAGGAACGGGAAGUUCUUCAACAUCGGGAAAGAUCCCAGGGUGACGAUGCGAAAACGUUCGGGAACUCUGGAGAUCGGUUUCCGUAGCGGCGGACGACCAGAAGACUAUGAGGGAGAGUACCAGUGUUUCGCUAGCAACGACCUCGGAGUUGCUCUGUCCAACAAAAUCCUGCUCCGGGUCUCCAAGGCUCCGCUGUGGCCUAAAGAGGUGCUGGAGCCAAUGGUGGUGCCUGAAGGCACCCCACUGGUUCUACCCUGCAACCCCCCGCCGGGCCUGCCUCCUCCGUUCACUUUCUGGAUGAACAGCGCCAUGACUCCCAUCCCUCAGAAUGAGAGAGUGUCCAUGGGUCUGAACGGAGACCUGUACUUCUCCAACGUUUUGACCAGAGACGCUCACACCGACUACAGCUGCAGCGCACGUUUCCUUUUCACACACACCAUCCAGCAAAAGAACCCCUUCACACUCAAAGUUCUGACCACGGAUCCGUAUAAUGAUACAGCUUACAAUGCCACCGACCCCUUUAGUGGCCGUAAAGUAGCUGAGUCCACCCCGACCUUCCUCUCGCCCUCAGGGAGUGAGAGCUCCAAAAUGGUGCUACGAGACGAGCAUCUGCUGCUGGAGUGCAUUGCUGCUGGACUUCCAACGCCCACCAUCAAGUGGUUCAAGAAGGGCGGGGACCUGCCGUGGCCAAAAGUAAAGUAUGAGAACUACAACAAGACCCUGAAGGUUAUCAACAUGUCAGAGGAGGAUGCUGGGGAGUAUGUAUGCAUGGCCAACAAUCAUUUAGGCAGCAUACGCCACUCCAUCUUUGUUCAGGUCAAAGCGGCUCCUUAUUGGCUAGACAAACCUACAAACCUGGUGCUCGCCCCUGAUGAGAACGGGCGCCUGGUGUGUCGGGCCAACGGCAACCCUAAACCUAACAUCCAGUGGCUCAUCAACGGAGAGCCUAUAGACAGCUCUCCCCAGAACCCGAGCAGACAGGUACUAGGUGACACCAUCAUCUUUCGCUCGGUGCAGAUGGGAAGCAGCGCUGUGUACCAGUGCAACGCCUCCAACCAGCACGGCUAUCUACUGGCCAAUGCCUUCGUUAGCGUCCUUGACAUGGCUCCAAGGAUGCUAGGCCCUAAAAACCAGCUGAUUAAAGUCAUCGAGAACAACCGCACCUUCCUGGAAUGUCCAUUCUUCGGUUCCCCGCUGCCGGAUUUACGCUGGUUUAAGAACGGACAGGGCAGUGGGCUGGAUGGCGGUCAUUACCGUGUUUACAUCAAUGGCACCCUAGAGAUCAAACGCGCCCGAGCAGAGGACGAGGGCACCUACACCUGUGUGGCCAACAGCAUCCUGGGCUCGGCCGAGAACCAGGUCCGCCUGGAGGUCAAAGAGCCGACUCGUAUAGUCCGAGCCCCGGAGCACCAGUCAGCCACCAGGGGCUCCAAGGCUCACUUUGACUGUAAGGUGAAGUCUGAUCCCAGCCUGCCCAUCACUGUGGCCUGGACUAAGGAUGACAAGCCCCUCUACCUGGGAUGGAGACUGAAGAAAGAUGAGGAGUCACUAACGAUCCCCAAUGUGAAUGAGGGCGAUGAAGGAAUGUACACCUGCACUGUUAAAUCGGAGAUAGACCAGGACUCAGCCUCAGCCCGCCUCACUGUGUUAGAUGAAGCCUCCCACCACCCCUCAGUGUCUAGUGCCUUGCCUCCAGACCGUCCAGACCCUCCCUUUGAUCUGGAACUGACAGAAGCUGCAGCCCGCAGCGUUCGCCUCACCUGGAUCCCCGGAAACGAUCACAGGAGCCCGAUCACGCAAUACCUGGUCCAGUUCGAGGAGGAUCACUAUGAGCCGGGCAGGUGGCAGGACUUGUCCACUUACCUCGGAGACCUCAACUCUGUCAUUCUGCAGCUCGCCCCCUUCGUCAACUACCAGUUCAGGGUCAUCGCCAUCAACUCAGUGGGCCCCAGUCAGCCCAGCCGCCCCUCACCCCGGUACAAGACCAGUGGAACGGCUCCAGAUGCCAUUCCCAGAGGUCUACGAGGAUGGGGAUCCAAGAAAGACAACAUGGAGAUCACCUGGGAGCCUCUCCUUGAUCUGGAGAGAAAUGGCCCAAACCUGCACUACAACGUGUGGUGGCGGCGGAAGGAUUUGGGAGAAGAGUGGAGUAAUGUGACCACGGUGGGGUCCAAACAUGUUGUCCACAACACAGAAACCUAUGUGCCUUAUGAGAUUAAGAUCCAGGCCAGGAAUGAGUUUGGACAAGGACCUGAGUCUAAUACGGUCAUUGGAUACUCUGGAGAGGACAAGCCCACCGACGCCCCCUCUGACCUGCGGGUGUCAAAAGUUGACAGCACCAAGGCGAACAUACACUGGAAGCCCGUGGACCUGAGCUCUGUCUCUGGAGAGUUCAAGGAGUACAGAUUGUACUACUGGCGCGAGUUCAGUCUGGUUCCGAAUCUGGUGGUAAGUAAGGAGAAGAAGACCAAGGGUUUCUACAGCAUCAUGGCCGAGCCGUCUGGCAUCCUGGGCGACCUGGUGCCCUACUCUAAAUACAAGAUGUUCAUGGUUGUGGCCAACAACCUCUAUGAGGGCCCCCCCAGCAACACAGUGGAAAUCACCACCAAGGAGGGAGUUCCCGAUGCUCCAAAGUUCUUCCGCAUUAACCGGAGAAGUUUUGACACCCUCCACCUACAAUGGGGCAAACCUCUGGAGCCCAACGGCAUUCUGAUUGGAUACCAGCUCAAGUACCAAACAGUCAAUGGCUCCAGGGUGGGUCAUCCCAAGUUGGAGACUUUCUCUCCUAAUGUGACAGAGUUCACCCUGCGCCUGCCGGACCGAUCUACCCGCUACAAGUUCUACCUGUCAGCGCUCACCCAGGUGGGAGCAGGGGAGGUCUUUGCUGAAGAGUCUCCACACUUUGCCAAUGAAGAAAACUUUACUGACUCUACAGGUCUAGUCGAGCUUACAGAUGCCUCCCUGGCUUCAGCUUUCUCUCCUACUCCUCCUCCUCUUGCUCCUCUUCCUCCUACUACCGUUGCUCCUACAACAAUUAGUACCUCAACUUCUACGACUUCUACUACAGCUUCUACUACUACUACUACUACUACUACUACCACCACCACUACAACUGAGGCUACCACUAUCGGCACACCUCCUCAGCUGGUCACCAUCAGGCAAAGUGAUCAGAAUGAUUUGGGGGCCAGUGGGCGGGAGAUCUGGAAUCUGACGGUGGAGCCUAACAGUAACUACGCUAACGUCAGCUGGAGACACAACUUCCAGGCCGGCAGCAGCGAGUUUGUGCUAGAGCUCACACUGGACAGUAAGACACCAGACCAAGGAGGCAACAAGACGGUGAAACAUGUACCGCGGGUGAAACCCCCCAUUACAUUGGUGGAUCUGAUCGCAGGUGCCGUGUACCAUCUGAGGGUUUAUUCCGAUGAUUACAACAGCGUCAGCAGCAAAUCUGUCACCUUUAAGACCAAACCAGCCUACAUAGACCAGGUGGACAUCGCCACUCAGGGCUGGUUCAUUGGCUUGAUGUGUGCCAUCGCCCUCAUCAUACUAAUCCUCCUCAUCGUCUGCUUCAUCAAGAGGAGUCGCGGGGGCAAAUACCCAGGUGCUGGUUGCGUGACUGGUUUCACAAAAUAUCUAGUCCGUGAGAAAAAAGAUCUCCCCUUGGACCAAGUAGAUCAGAAAGAGGACGGAUCCUUUGAUUACCACAGCGAUGAGGACAACAAGCCCCUCCAGGGCAGCCAGACGUCGCUGGACGGCAACGUGAAGGAGAGCGACGACAGCCUGGUGGACUACGGCGAAGGCGGCGACGGCCAGUUCAACGAGGACGGCUCUUUCAUCGGCCAGUACACGGUGAAGAAGGACAAGGACGAAACGGAGGGCAACGAGAGCUCUGAGGCCACGUCUCCCGUCAACGCCAUCUACUCGCUGGCGUAGCACCGUAGCAACACAUGGGGGGGACGCAGCGGCAACCUCGGAUCUGAGGGUGUUACGCUAAAAACCACAACACCAUACACUAGACACAAACACACACGCAGGAAUAUAUUAAUAUAUGAAACACAUCUAACACAGAGGGAAGGCAGCAGGGCCUGUCUAGAGACUGUGUAGGCUUUCCUGUGCUUGGUUUCCUCUGCGCUCUGCCUGCCCUAACACAGACAUGAAGUGUGCCUUCGGGGCAGCUUUCAGCAUUGGAGGCAUCAACAAGUGUUCUUUAGAGAUUUCUUUCGUUGGUUCGUUUCUGCUCUGAACAUUUAGCGUCCCUGCUCUCCUUCCUGAUACGCCCCUCUUACCUCUGUGUAGCAUCCCAGUAAAGUACACACAAGAGGUCCCUGACACACACACACACACACACACACACACAAACACACACACACACACACACACACACACACACACACACACACACACUGGCCCCUUCCUGUAACAUAUCAGCUUUUAACCAUCAAACUCAACAGGAUGCCGGCAGAUAUGUUUAUCAUAUUGAUAUUUACGCUAUGAAAGAUUUUAGUUUUCCACAGCUGGUAGACGAGUCAUUAAAUAUAAUGAGUGCUGUAUUCAGUCCCGGCACACAUUUUAGUGCCCUGCAAAACUAUGCACUGUCACCCCCUCCAUAGCGUUUUAGGGUUUAAUCUGGUUAGUAAAAGUACACAUGUUGGGUUUCUUUUAUACCACAUUCAGGCUAAGUCACAUGCUUUUAUUCACUUUGCCUUGUACGAUGUGAUAGACAUGUUUUUCUUACCUCUAAUCCAAUGUUGUAGUGCAGAUGUUCAAAAUGGCCGCCACAAGAAAGGCUAUUGCUGCCACAGGCAGCAAGCUCUGCUAGAGUAUGGUGUUAUUGAAUCCCAUGGUUGUUGUUUUUUAAAAGAUGAUCAAGAUUAUUUUGGAGCAUGAUAGUAACUUAGUGCAAGAGAAAUUGAAGGCAACAGAGAGGAACGUUAGUUUUGCUUGAGAAACACCAGUAGACAACAGCCCAAAAACUCCCUAGUUAGCAUGCAGGCUAAUGCUGCAUUCAUGUCAAAUGGGAAUAGUUACAUAUUGACAGUUGUACUUGUAUUUGUUUAUUAUUUGUCAAACCUUUGAAAGUAUGUUUUAUACCAAAACAGACUUUGCGACGUCAAUCCAACAUGGUCGUCACAAUCGUCAAUUUACAUGUAUUUUCUCAAUUGUGACACCACAAUUGUGGAUGUUUGGGUUUCCUUGUUAGUUUUUAGCUCCUGUAACUGGGAUGUGUCUUCAAGUUUGAAGCUAACGUCUACGUUCUUUCCCAUGGGACAGGAAUGCAGCACAAGAGGCUAGGAUCCCAAGGGUGUGUUCAAACUACAUGCCUUGCGUUUUCCCCAAUAUUCACCACUGGAUUUUUAUAUUUUGAGUCUGUGCUUAUAGGCCUUAUACAGCCAAUAUAAAGGCACUAUCUGUCAGCUAGUAAGACGCCCACCAACCUCUAGUUCUUUCUGUUACAUCCCUCCAGACUCUCUCUCCUUUCUGGUCCCAGCAUGUUGAUGAAUGGGAGUCUUAACGCCUCGGAAUAGGCUCAAGUUGAAACAUUUUUAACUCCUAUGGACAAAGAUCACAUUCACAUUGACUUUAUAUGCAAACACACCGUUCAGUCUGAACCCAUCAUUGCAGGAGAUCUACACUUCUUUCCCUCCCUCUAGUUUUUUAAAACUCAAAUCAUUUGUUGGUGCAGAUGAAAAAAAAGACAGUGUUGAAUACUUGAAUUAAAUGAAAAAAGAUUUGCAGCAUGAAAUUAUAUACAUUCAAUUCACAGCCACCUUUGAAAUGAAACGUAUCAGCUUAUUUUUUGGGAGAUAUGCAGAGGAAGAAAGAAGAAAAAAAAACUGUUUGAGUAACAGAAAAACUUUUUAGAGGUAUGUAUGCUCAGUAUUUCACUUGACCUACAACCAUAUUUGUCAUGUAGCCAUUCUGUUAGCAGCCUGAUGGACGGACAGUCUGUUCUUUUUUUUGAUACUAAAUGAUCACGGAGUGCUCUUUUCUUUCACCACUCAUACUCUACUUACCUGCUACUCAACGGCACUAUUAAACCCUCCAAUGCUAAAUCAAAAAGAUCUUCACUGCAGUUAGCAUCUGGAGUUCACAUUGUAUUUCAAAUAUUUAUUUCAUAUUUCUAUUUAUUACAUCAUGUGGAUAGUAUUAAUAUUAGUGCUUAAUUUAAUUAUUGUUAUAUACACAUUUUUGACCAACUUAUUUUGUUGUUUCACACUGGAAAUAGCCAGAAUAAAGAUGUCAGUUAUUGUUCAUCAUGAGAGGCAUUAAACACAACAGUAUGUUCGGAAUAUUUGUGAUAUUUGUAGCAGCUGGCUUUUCUGCUGUAAACAAAACCGCAUAUUUGUCAUGGUACAUGGAAAAAAAAUGUCACGUUUAUCUGUUCAUUGUGCUGCUCUUCUCGUACUAUGUUGUAUUACAGUUACCCUGUGUUUUUAUUCAGAUUCAUGUAACAUAACCUUUCCACCACCAAAUCAAUAAUGUUGCUUAUUAUUUAUUUGACCUAUAUUCUGUACAUGUAAGUCAUCAAGAAAUUUCUCUUAUAUUUGUAAAUAUUUCAAAGUUGAUUUCCCCAGAAAAAAAUGCUUUAUCGGGAAAAAAGGAAACAAAACGUCACAAAUCUUUAUCCACCAAGCAAAAGUGACAGGUGCGUCUUUAGUCUGUCAUGCACCUUUGUAAUGUAGCUUUGACUAACAUUUGCACUCUGAAAAAGUAACAAGAAUCAUCCUUCACUCUGUGUUGCCCUUUGCUUUGUGAUUUUUCAAACUGGAAAGUCUAUCAGUCACUUGUUUGAAGGUUUGGAUUCUAUAUUGUGAAAGAGGAAGACGUUAGAUUAUCUGUCUAUAUGUUGUAAAUAAGACGUAAGUGCUCCUGGAAUAUACUAUUUGUAGCAUUGUCACACACAAUCUGCUAGUAGGCCUAAAAGCAUGCAUUUGCUGACUUAUUGGAACAAACUCCCUUUCUUUAAACUGUUAUCCAUUUGUCAUCUGAGAAUGCAUCGACUCCUUCCUAGGAUGCCUUUCACCUAACAUGCCUAUUGAUGCAUAGCUAGUCCCAUUUCAGGGGCCACCUUAGAAGACUGAAGAUCCAUAUAUUGGACAGUGAAGCCUCAUUCAGACCAAGCAUUGCCCAAAGUUAGUCUCAGAAAGUUUUCCUAAAAACAGGUGGAGAAGGCUAAAAACAAAAGAUGUUACAUAACCUUACGUAAUGUCACAAUGUGUCAUUGGAGAGAAAGUUAUAAAUAGUGUGAAAUGGGUGCCUGGGUAGGUCAUAUGGUAGAGUGCACACCUAUAUAAAGAGGUCCAGGCCUCAACACAGCAACCUCGGGUUCAACUCCGACCUAUGGCCCUUUGCUGCAUGUGAUUUCCCUUCGCACACCCAUUUCAAGUCUAAGCUGUCCUUUUGUAAAAUAAAGGCCUAAAAAUGCCCCAAAAAGUUAACUUGUCAUAUAUUCCGGUAAGAUCACUUAGAGACACCUGACAAACAUUGUAGCAGGUGAAAGGGCAGACGUAUUCAUAUAAAUCUGUAACACCAACAGAGUCACUGUAAGUCAAUUCAAUUACACCCUACAAUGGCUUGAGUAAACCUAUCCGAUAUAUAACAAGUUGACAAUGACUGACUAAAUGCAUAAUUAAACAUAAGACUUGCCCACAAUCAACUAACCAAAUUUGGGCAAAGAAGUCAUUUUCAGGAGCCUUUUAAUUAGGACAGACCUUGUCAGUACAUUGUGAGAUAUUUCAUUUGCGGAGGAGGCCCCUAAAAUGGAACACACCAUAUGUCCAGGUGACGGGCGGCCAUUUUGAAAACAGUUCUGGCCCGGGAUAUCUCAGCCCUUUUAAAAGGGAAGAGAUAUCUGAUUUCCCAAAAAAUUUCAACCUUUCUGUCUCCAAUUCCCUCUUCCAAAAAUGUUCCCAUUUGUCUCUCUGCAGAAACUCAAAGCAAUAUCCUCUGAGUUUUAAUCAGCUGGGUGUUACUUCUGACACCAUUGUUUUACAGUUUGCUCACUCUAAUGUUAGGUUGAGCACAGACAUCAUGUAAAAAACAGGAGACUGCUGCGGAAAUGGAAGAAAACAGGAAGAAAAAGCACUGAAAGAUCAAACUUUGGUGCAAAAUGCACAGGUCAGAACUUUCUCCCUGGACUCGUUGGAAGCGUUUUCUUCCAGAUCUGUUCUGGAAACCUGCACCUCUUUCUUCCCACAUGGCCUUUCCUCUCCCCCCCUUAAAGUGGAUCAUAGUGGGGAAAUGUUGGAAACUGGCUAUCUAACAAAGAAAAGAGAAUUAUGCAUAGUUGCUGAUACACAGUGCUUUUUUUCUUGUCCUUUUAUUUGUGCACGUUGACUCUCUUUUUACUGUCUGCAUUGUCUCAGCUCAACUUUAAUGGGGGGAAAGAAAAUGUUGAUGUGCAGUUUUUACAGCGUUGUGUUUGUUUUUCAUUUCAAAAUGCUGCAGUGUGUACAUAGAACUGGCGCACAUACAAGAUUUGCAACUGGAUUUUUUUCACCGAUUGAACACAUGCUGUUUGGCUUUUUUUUUUAAUGAAUUCUCAUAUUAGCAUCUUCUUGUUUAUACCAUGUGUAUCAGAGCAGUUCGUCAAAGUCUUGCUUCGAUGCGCAACAUAACAGCUUUUGUAAGGUACAUACUCAACAGAAAAUGGCAUAAAUAUAUUCCCCAUGUAUGCGUGUAUGAUGAGAUGUUGCAACUUCUGCUAGCGACGCCUUCUUUAUAGUAAAGCUAUCUCCUUUUCU
Molecule: messenger RNA, 9408 nt
Organism: Etheostoma cragini (Arkansas darter)
Lineage: Eukaryota; Metazoa; Chordata; Actinopteri; Perciformes; Percidae
Gene: nfasca
Product: neurofascin homolog (chicken) a
Exons: 34
Coding region: 434-4597 (1387 amino acids)
Biological process (GO): brain development; cell-cell adhesion
Molecular function (GO): cell-cell adhesion mediator activity
Source: RefSeq, a predicted model, not a curated record